UAGACUUAUUGAUUACAGACAAAGCGCAAUCUCAAGCUUGACGAUGCUUGUAGCAGUUCCUCCAAAUCCUAUCACGAGAGUGGACUUGCUGCAUGGUGAAGGUGUCAGACCUGCAGGAUUGUCAUCGCUGCACCCAAACCUAGCUUUGAAGAGAAGGUGCAACACUUCAGGAGAAUGAAAGCAAUGCCAACGAAGAAAAACGCAUGCUAACAACCGUCGCCUCCACGGUAUGGUCGCUCACGUCACUGCUCGCUGCAUCGUUGAGUCCGGAAGUCCGGCAUGAUGCGCGACAGGAAUGCCUCAGGAGUGCGGAGAUGACAGGUGCGGUUCCUGCGUCUGCGCCAUCGCGACAUCGAGCCCCUUUGCUUAGGCAUUGUCGACCGCGACCAAGAGGCGACUCUACGCGAGAGACUGUGAGCCUAUCUGCCGAAAGCGCGGCGUUCCUGCUCCAACGGGUGGCCCCACAGGCAUGUAACGGGAAGAUCCACUUUAACGGGCGCCUGAUCUCGAAACACCAACAUCCCGAGGCUCUUCGCAUUCCAUGGGAGCACCACUCACCAUCUGCUGUUCCUUCGCACGAGCAUAGUUUCCGGAAUUGAGCCGGACAUACGGCAUGGCACUGCGCCAAGCCGUCGUGUUUGCAUGUGGCGUGCGACGUUCUGAUUCGAAACUUGACUUUACGGUCG
This is a messenger RNA of Alternaria rosae, 686 nucleotides long. RefSeq lists its product as uncharacterized. NCBI's taxonomy places the organism in Eukaryota, Fungi, Ascomycota, Dothideomycetes, Pleosporales, Pleosporaceae. The transcript has a single exon. The coding region runs from base 204 to 599 and encodes 131 amino acids. The record is from RefSeq and is a predicted model, not a curated record.